Messenger RNA from Cyphomyrmex costatus, 1724 nucleotides. Its product is annotated as RNA-binding protein cabeza. Gene Ontology annotation, biological process: regulation of DNA-templated transcription. Gene Ontology annotation, molecular function: RNA binding. The transcript is spliced from 8 exons. The record is from RefSeq and is a predicted model, not a curated record. NCBI's taxonomy places the organism in Eukaryota, Metazoa, Arthropoda, Insecta, Hymenoptera, Formicidae. Bases 209 to 1480 code for a protein of 423 amino acids.
ACCAUUCCAACUUGGUUCGUGAGCUCGUGAAGAAGACGCUAGACGUAUUGCUAAACAGCGGUCCCGUGAGGGACGGGUAUUUGCGAAAGAAGAUCGCGAGGAGGAAGGACCUGGUCCAAGUUGCUUCGAGUCCAAAGCGCUCGAGCAAGAUUAUCUUUCCGUCUCCGUCGACGGUAUCUCUUCAUCGUCCAUUCGAAGGAACAGCACGAUGACGGACAGUCAGUAUUCCAGUUAUCAACAGCAAGGAUAUAAUCAGUAUAGCCAGCCACCUCCGGCAACUGGUCAGGAUACAUCGUAUCCACCACCUUCAUCUGGCGGGAGUAGCUAUAAUCAAUAUAGUCAACCGCCUCCGAACUCCAGUGGCAACUACAGUAGUUACAACAGCUAUAAUUCCAGUAAUCAAGACUAUCAGUCACAGAAUCAAGGUAGCUACAGUAGCCAAAAUAGCUACAGUGGAGGCGGCAGCGGAGACAACAGUAAUAAUUAUGGCAGCAGCUAUGGAAACAGUGGAGGUGGCAGUGGAGGAUACAAUCGUAACUCCGGUUCUUACAGCGGAGGCCAAGGAGGUGGCGGUGGAGGCGGUAGAUACAGCGACCGCGGCGGUUACGGAGAUCGCUCCGGCGGUGGUUACAACAGUGGCGGUGGCCGUGGUGGUUAUAACAAAGGCGGCUACAGUGAUCGUAACAGCGGUGGCGGUGACGGAAUGGUUACACAAGAGGAUACUAUUUUUGUAUCCGGUAUGGAUCCAUCGAUCUCCGAAGAAGAAAUUUGUCAACAUUUUGGAGCGAUUGGCAUUAUUAAACAUGACAAACGCACGGGCAAACCAAAAGUUUGGAUGUACAAAGACAAGAACACGGGAAAGUCGAAGGGCGAGGCAACAGUCACGUAUGAUGAUCAAAACGCCGCACGCUCAGCUAUUAGCUGGUUUGAUGGCAAAGAUUUUAAAGGCAGCACAAUAAAGGUGCAAAUGGCGCAGCACAAAAGCAAUUGGCAGGGUAGCCGCAUGGGCGGUGGUCGUGGCGGCGGUGGCCGAGGUCGGGGUGGUAGUUUCGGCAGUCGUGGCGGAGGCGGCGAUCGCGACGAUCAUCAUCGUGGAGGCGGUGGCGACGAUCGUCGUGAUAGUGGCGGCCGCGGAGGCGACUGGAGGUGUCCCAAUCCCGACUGCGGCAACACGAAUUUCGCGUGGCGGGAUCAGUGUAAUCUCUGCAAGAGCGCGAAACCAGAAGGUCUUGGUAGUUACGGCGGCAGUGGCAGUGGUGGCGGUGGUGGUGGCGGUAGAGGAGGUGGUGGCCGAGGUGGCGACCGCGGAAGCAGAGGCGGUUUCAGGAACGAUCGAGGUGGACGUGGAGGUGACCGAGGUGGCAGAGGCGGUGGCGGUUUCCGUGGUGGAGACCGAGGCGGCCGCGGUGGACGAGGCGGUCCCAUGAGGGGUGGCAGCGGUCGAGGUGACAGGGAUAGAGACCGUCAGCGACCAUACUAAUGUCAUCUUCGUAAGAAAUAUCAACGAUUGACCCACUAUUAUUAUAAACAACUUGUACACAUAUUGUACACAUUGUAAGUGCUUGUACAUUUCGCAAAAUGGAAGCAGUCACUCUUUAUUCUAUACAUGUGACAUGUAUUUCUUAUUGUCUUUCUUUUCGCGUGAUCUUUUUAUAUUCAUCAGAACUAAAUAUUACAUAUGUAUGUUACGUUCGUAUAAAGUCAAUAUUCAAAUAGACAACAUA